AUGUGGCAGUCUAUUGCAUUUCUCGCAGUUUUGAAUGGGGCCCUUGCAGCCCCUACCAGAAGGGCCCCCGGGGCGUUCGACAUGCCCCUAACCUGGACGCCCUUUGGUUUCACCACAAACACCAUCCAAGUCGGCAAUCCGCCUCAACAGCUCGAUUCCUUCGUGGACUGGACCUGGAUCGGCCAAUACGCCUUCACCCCGCGCUGCCAUGGCAGUUUGCAGGACACCUUCGACUGCCUCCAACCAGGCCAGCCGCUGUACAACCAAACCCAGUCGCGCACCUAUACGAACCAGUCCAGCCUGUACCCCGAUAGAAACUGGAACCCAAACCACUUCUUCUUCUACGAUGACCUCUCUGUCGGCUUCGGGUCUGAUAUCCAACAAGUCGGCCCGGACCACCAGGGUAGAGUCACCCUGCAGCUGGCGGACAUGCAUUUCCAACUGGACUUUGCAUACCCCUUCGCUGGAGUAUACGGUCUCUCGCCGGUCUUCAAGACAGACAACGCCUCCACGCAGUCCCCGUUCUACCAGAUGUGGGAACAGGGCAUCUAUCGCUCUCCGCUCAUUUCCUUCUUAUACUGCCACAACAGCACCUUCGACAGACCCGCCCCCCGUCGCGAGCUCUGCAAUGGGAACGACGGCCUGCAGACUCUGGGAGGCCCAUCUCCUGUCCUUAGUCUGUCAGGAAACGCCACAACCCCAGUGCUAUGGUACGACAACAUCGUCUUCCCCGCCGUCAACGACAUUGACUUCGAAUAUGAACCGGCCGUCUACAACUACUGGGCUGUGCGGCUCACGCAGCAUCUCAUCGGAGACGAGGUGCAACCGCUCAACACCUCAGCCUCUAUCGGUGGUAACCCCGGUGCUAUCUUCGACCACGCCAGCUACGGCCGCGGCGUGCCCAUGUCGGAGAAUAGCUAUGCGCGGCUGAUUGAGAUCACGGACGGGCAGCCGAUUACAUUGGAUGAAGACAGUGCUCCCAAUAAUGGGAACCAGUCAUUUGUGGCUGUGGACUGUGCCAGGGUGGCGUCGUUUCCCAGUGUCAAGUUUGUCUUUGAGGGCCAUGAGAGGGUGUGGGAGGUUGUGCCGGAGAAUUAUGUUGAGGUGCUUGAUCUGGGCAAGGACCAGGUUUGUGUGUUGAAUGUGAGGACGCUGGGCGAGGGAGACUUUGUUAUUGGCAAUUUUGGUGAGACUUUUGCGAAGGACAAGGUUGUUUUGUUUGAUUUCGAGGAGCUCAAGGUUGGGCUGGCGGAUGUUCCUAGCGGUUCUUAUUGA
Messenger RNA from Aspergillus puulaauensis, 1275 nucleotides. RefSeq lists its product as uncharacterized. The record is from RefSeq and is a predicted model, not a curated record. The transcript has a single exon. NCBI's taxonomy places the organism in Eukaryota, Fungi, Ascomycota, Eurotiomycetes, Eurotiales, Aspergillaceae. The coding region runs from base 1 to 1275 and encodes 424 amino acids. Gene Ontology annotation, molecular function: aspartic-type endopeptidase activity. Gene Ontology annotation, biological process: proteolysis.